CUCGGCUUAGCGCAGCUUAGCGAGUGCGAUGUGGUUGCUGUUGCUGGAGACAGUGUUCGCGCACGCGUUCAAUCCGAGAAACAUCUACAAACGGUUGCUGCACACGGUGCAGUGUUUCUUUCGUCCGAGUUUCGGGACAAACAUUAAAAACAGCGUUUUUUCCAGUCACUGCACACUCCUACGGACACUUGUGUAUGUAUCCUUUCUUUUUGAGAAAUUGUCAUGCGCGUAGCGUGUCUAGGGUUAGCUCAUCGAAAACCAGUCGAUAACUGUUUGCUACCACCCAUAGUCGACACACAUUUCUGUAUAAUUGAAUCAAAAACAGAAUACAGUAUGUAGUAAAAGCCGUCGGACGCCGAGAGAGGACACGCGAUAAUUAACACGACUGCAAUCGGUAAUACUCGGUGUCAACAGUGUCGCGUCGAGCAUCACCCUCGAACAACCGUACUAUUGAAAAUUUUGCAACCCGAGCAGUAGCAGCAGCAGCAGAAACCGCGCCGUAGAAACAGACACAAACGAAAGUUCGACCGUGAAACAGCACUCGUGAUCGUAGAUGACGCGAAUGACUUGCAAAUUCUUUGGUUCGCGCGCUUACUCUGCUCGAUGAACCACGUAGUUAUCGUGUCGCAGGCGCGUUGACUCUGUACUUUUCGGACCACCCAUUUUCUCCGCACCUUUGAACCACCGAUUCCGGUGGAUUUUUCACAUCUCAUGGUUCGAUUAACACUAGAAUUACCGUGGUGUAGAUACUGGUAUCCGGGUAUUCGUGAGUCGCGAGAUACCCGACUACACUUGAUAGCGCUUUGGGUACCCAACUACAACGUGUAAAUAUUGUACAUCAUCGUGACUUUAAAGUUUACAAACCGUUUGUCUCUCACAAUAAAAUAUUUAGAACGUUGCACGUUACUAAUUACAUAUUAGUUUAUACCAGAGGGUUUUUUUUAAAAAAACAAAAAAAACGCUUACUAAUUUUAUAUUAUAUAAUUUUUAAUCUAUACAUAAUAAUUUUAACGUUUUUCACAUACUAUAAUGACUUCUGUGAUAAGCUAAACGAAACCUCGUGGUACAUAUGAUUUAGAAACAAUUGUAGUCAGUUUAUUUACAAAUAUGCAUUGAUGCGACAACCUUGGUAGUAAACGUAAUAAAAUACAUGCAGAAAAUGAACGGAAGAUCUUCUACGGCGAUAUUAAUAGAUCCUCUUGAAUUUAUUAAAAUAUCUUAACAUUGCCUUGUAGAUAGAGAGAUCUUUAUUCGAUAAAACUUGCAGACGACGAUACACAUAAUAUUGAUCGUUAUCGAUCAGGAUUGUUCUCUAUCCAAGUUUGUACGUGGUAUUCGAUGAAUUAAUAACGCCGCGUAUUUUGAGACAAUAUAUUUAUUUCUUAUUAAUAUGGAGUUUUCAACAAUAACAGUGUAAUAGUAGGCGUAACAAGAGAGACGAGGUAGGUUACGAGGAACCUAACCUAAUACCGUACGCCAACAAGUCACCGCGUUAACAGAAUACUCGUGAUUGGUAUAGCUACAUAAGGUUUCUCUACUUUAUGCUCUACGAAGUUACUAUUUCACUAAAGUUGCAUGCACCGUGCUCUUACUUUUUUUUUUUCAUUUUUCUGCUUCUGUGUUUAUCGCCAAGUCGAGAUAGAUCGGACACAGAUUUUGCAACUUUAAUGUAAUCGACAGACUGCGGAUAAAUUUGUGGCAUUGUAUGGUUUUUCUUUGUACAGAAGUAUUAAUUUAUUUAGGGCAAUAGAAAAAAUUGAUGAAACUUUGUAUACGAACAUCCUCGGUCUAGUAAUUAGACUGUGGUAAUGGAGGCUGUCACACUCCAUUGUCGCACAGAAUAAGAAACCAAUCAAUUCUUCAAGAAACCAAUAAUUAGAUGUAUUUUUACCUAACCAGAGUAACCUGGUACAAAAAAGGAGGGUAUCAAAAGGAAUUCGAACCAUGAGGUGACGAUUAAAACAGAUUCCCUUAUACGUAUAGUAAGUUUCCAAGAUGCCACUACUAGGAGAAAGUUAUCAGCCAGCCUCCAUCUUAUUCCGUGCGUUACUUAAAAGUUUCUGUGCAUAAAAUUCAAUGAUUAACUUUUUCAAUAAAAGUCAAGUAGUAUAUGAAAUGCGUAUGCAACAUUUGAUUAUUUUCAAUGAAUCUUGAAUACUUGAGAAAAAGUAUUUCACAAGACAUUAUUUGAUUUGGUAUGAUUGUAAUGUUAGUUGGCAGGAUUUUGAAAUUAAUAUAACAUUAGUUGAAAUUAUGGCAGUGCUUUGUAGUAUAUAAUAAUCUUAUUGCCAUUAGAGAUGGAAUUAAUAUAUUAUGGCUAAUACGAUGCUAAUAAGAAUAUUUUAAGUACUAUUUACAUUUCUAAAAACUAAAUAGUAAAGAUGUACUUUAGACUUAUCGAGCAACGCACAGCUAGCCUUUCUCUUGUGACAAUCUUUAGCCCAUUGUUUCAAUUUCCAGUUGCAUUAAAUGCAUGUCUUACAGAUCACUGCCAGCACUUCAUAAUAUCAAUUUAAUAUCGAUGGAAAGAAAAGAGCAACGAGACAUUCGAUGGUAUUCAAGAUGGAAAUCAACUGAAACAAAUUAUCUGAGAAAUAGUCUACACCUUAUUUUAUAUAGGCCGACUUAUAUUUUGCAGCAAUCUCUGUAUUACUUUUCACUUAAAUUAGUAAAAAUAGUACACACAGUUGAACAAAAGUAUUUGCUCUAUUCUUUCCAUAAUUUCUUUCAAUUGUACAGGUUCUUGUUGGCGCACAAUGAAGUAGGGGGCUCGACCUUUAAUUCAGUGCAAUAAUGUCUCUUCAGGUAUCUAGUAGAAGACACGUAUGUACAAGGACUUUCAGAAGAUAGAUUUCUUUUAUACAUGCCUGAACGAAUUGCAAACACAACAUAUAUAUUCCUAUAUAUACAUAUAUAGUAUAUACACAUCUAUGUAUGUAUAUAUGUACAUAUACAUAUAUGUAUAUAUAUAUACAUGACAACUACUGAACCAAAUUACCGGCGGAACCCACUUAUCAAAAAAUUAUAGCUACAGUUAAUAUAAUAAGUCUAUUUUUGAUUUAUUUAGGCUUGGGUGACUCUAAACUGGCCCCCUAUAUUUGUAUUUUGAUUAUCUCCUGAAUGAAUUGCAGUACAACGUUGAAUGGAAAUCAAAUAAUGUAUCUUGAUCAAACAAGAUAUAAAAAAUAAGGAUAUGUCGGUGUCAUUGUGUGUAAUUAAUUGGCGAGUACGCUACGCGUUUAUCAACGCGUUGUCAUUGUCAGAUAAAAGCGACUGGCGUGAAUCUAUGUAUACAGGGUGUUCCAUCUGAAGCGUUUACACUUCGUAUACUAUGUAUACGCGUGGUAUGUUUACGAUUGUGUACAAAUGACGAUUGAAUCGAAAUGAAUGAGUAAUGCAAUUAUUCAGAACACUUUCAUCGGUAGUUGUUGCCUGUCUGUUUUUGUGUGUAAAUGCGCGUGCGCGUGUAGUCUGUCAUAAAAGUGUGCAAACACCGGUCAAAUGUAUCUUGCACAUUUCAUCAACAUGGAUAAACUUUUCAAUUAAUGUUCGAUGAAUCUUUUAUACAUUUUGUGUUUUAUAAAACUUAAGUGAAUGCAACUAAAUUAAUCAGAUUAAUUCACUGUAUGUAUCAGACAUAUGAAAUUUUCCAUAUGUAUGGAAACUUUUGCGACCGACUGUAUGUAUGCGUAUGCAUGAGCGCGCACGCGUAUGUGUGUGUGCGUGUGUGUGUGCGUGUGGAAUCAUACAGCAAAAUCGAACUCAUCAGAGACACUUGAUCAUUAUGAAAGUUACUGCGUCGAACAAGAUUCACACGACGUACAUUCACUGGGAGAGCUUACAUUUCGACACUUUAAAGACUGUAACCUGUUAAUCGGGAAGGACGAGUUAACUUGUCGCGCGUGUUCAACAACGUUUCCUCACCUUAUUUAUACCACUAAUAAUUCUUACAUUCUGUUACGUGGGGAUAGUAUUCUAUAUUAGUAUAAACUAUGUUGUGUUCGCAUGGCUCACGAUUGAUUAAAGUCGGGCCCGGUUAACAGGUUUAUCGAGAUAAGUCCAAAUACAACGGUCUACUUUGAAAACUAUGAAACUAAACGACGUCUAGCUCUACACCUUCGAUAUUAAUAUAGAGAAAGUUGUUUCUUCGGAAUACGAGAUAUAAUGCUAUUCAAGUAAAGAAUUGGGCGGAUCGACUACUCCUAAGGCCUCGCUCAUCAAUUAUUUAAAAUUAUAAUUUCUUUUUAGUCCCAUACAUCCACUCUACAGAGUCUAGCAAUCGAAUAGCAGGAAAAGACGAGAGAGAAGGAAAGAAACAGAGACAAUAGUAGGGGCGGGAACAAGUCCAAUAUUCAUAAUUCAUUUGACGACGUUUGAAUGCUACUCGAAAACAAUAGUAAGUUGGUUUCGAAGACAGAUAUAAUGGUGCACGGAUAACCGACGCUUUUUUAAUCCAACACUUUUCACUUUUGCGGGACUUUUGGAGAGCAUAUGUCCUGUAUCUAUAUAAAAUAAACUUUCUACGCAUUUCCAUUAGUCCUCAAACUUUUCACUCUAUUUCCAAAUUGAUUCAGAAGCGAUGGAAACUCCGCGCUUAAUUGUUGCAUUAAGACUUCGGUAGUCUAUGCAAUAUUCGUGCACUAUUAUAAAUAAAAUCUCUCUGUUUCCUCUUUCUUCCCAUCAUUUUUCAAUUCCGAAAACGAUGUCUUGCGCAAUUCCUGGGACAAAUCUCAUCCCUUAUCAGUCUAAAGAACCGAUCAAGGGUAAUACCACGCUUCAUCAACGAAUACAGCAAACUCACAAUAUUAUGUUAUGGUUUUCCUAUUCUUUGCUUGCUUCUUCGUGACACUUCGAAUUUUUUUUUAAGGGUUUGCUUAUUGGGGAUUUCCCACGAUCGGUACAAAAAUGAUACACGUUCGAAUUUCUCCUCGUUUCUUUAGAACGUUAUCGCACCCCUUUACAAAGCGUCAGAGUAGGGACAUAGACGACAUUAUGAGCGUCCAUUCGUAAUUAAUGGUCAUUUGUGCCGAGAGUCCGUUGAGCGAGUCUCCCUCCCUCCGAGAUACCGUACUAACGAUAAAGUGGCAGUAUGCGAUGCAAUAUUAUCCGAUUCAGCAAAAUAUUCCCGAACGUCAAUCAGUGUCUUAGCUUGAACAAUUUUGUUAUUUGGUGUUUUCUAUCAGUGCGUGGAUAAAAGCAGCCCUUCAGCGGGCUAGAUAUCUCCAUGAGUAUGUACAAAUGUGUUUUGCAAAAAUCGCAUUGCAACCGGAACAAGUUCAAUGUCCUAAAAAGAGGAAUAUAUUCGGAUACUCGGAUCUACAUUCAAUAUCCGAAUAUUCGAAUAUCCGAACUUGAAUCUGACCUCAGAUUCGAGCGUUCAAAUCCGAAUUAAGUAAGUGGAUACUCGAAUUCAGGACACGUUCUCGAAGCUGAUUUUUCCGGAAACAAAUUUCCGCGUGCGAGAAAUCGUUCUUUUCGAUUCUAUCAUGAUUUGUAAUAACACCCACGCACGCACGCAUGACCACACACACACACACACACACACACCCGCGCACCCCCCCCUUUCUUCGUUUGAAUGAUCGUGAUGCAUGAUGAUCGAGGAACGUGUGUGCCGCAAAUGUUGCGGAAACGAAACAACGAUCAUGAUUUUUAAAAAUGUAAUUGAGCCCGCGUUACGCAACGUGAACGGAAACGUAGAUUAGAAAGAAAGUCAAGAAAAUACACGGCAGUGCGGAAUGUCGUCUACGUUUAUAUAAUACAUAUCGUGUUGUAACGAGGAAAGACUCGCCCAGGCUGACGGGUUAAUCCGUAGAGUUCAAAUGCCAACAAGAAAAUAUUUUAGUACUCGGUUGCAAGUAUUUUCCGCUACUCGUUAAGACAUCUCUACUAAUGUUUAUAGCACGCUGUAUUUUUUGCUCUCCUGCUUACUGUUUUUUUUUUCUUCUGUCUUUAACCAACGUAUCCUAAUUUAUAAUUUAUCAAUGUACGCAACAACGCUGAACAGAUAAAGAGAUUUUCCCUCGUUCGCCGUUAAAUCUCUUGUCUGCCUUGUUAUUACACAACCCUUCCCACCCCUUAAAGACCCCGAACCCCCAGAGUACUGCUGGAGAGUGCCUAUGUGUGUGUACGUAUGGUUUUCUUUUUUUUUUGCUUUUAAACGCUUUUUUUGUUGUUUUUGCCUUUUGUUUAAAUUGUCGGAUUCCUCUACAAAUUGACCUAUAAAUCUCUGAUAUUGCUUAAAUCAAUCAAAGCCCCUCAGAGGCAACGAUCAUCCCCGAAGCGCCCGAUGCUUGCAAGAAUUCUGAAACCGUCGGGCACCGUCUAUCAAGGAGGAUGCAGAUCGCGAUGAUGUUGCCUAGCAGUCAGGAUCGCCUUCAGCUCGGACUCUAAUUGUUUUUUGGUUCGUUCGCUUACCGAUCGGCCUCCGACGACCGGUUGAGCGGUGAAACGAGGAGAAGGUGUACGUGGACCCGCCACCGCCACCGCCACCACUACCUGCGACCGUCUCGGAGGACCUGGUUAGGUCGAUAGUGCCCGAACCCCAAUCCCGAGACAGUUUCCUGCCAACGGCAGAUGUCAAUGGGAGAGGCGGACUCUUGGACGACUGGUGAUGACUCGGCGGCAGCCUCAAGGUCGCGAACACUGGGAAUGAUUGUCCACGUUUCGCUGGGCUGCGAGAGUACCUCGGUGUCGUCGCCGGAGCUCCACCUCCUCCGGGUUGGUCGACUCUAGCCGCGGAUGUGCCUGUGCCAACUGAAUCGCUUCUAGUCGGAGGCAGAGGUCGCAAAGUUGCACUACCACCAAGGUGAGAGCCUAAACGCGGAGGUGGUGAACCCCCAUCACCAUGACUCAGUCGACGACCAACCGUUUCCAAGGGACUUCUUGCUCGGAGAUCUUGAGUUAUCUGAACCCUAAAUAAGCAUAAUGUCUAAAUUUGUGAAGUUCACAAAACUUAGAACUUCUACAGAUCACACAUUCUGGGCAAAAUUUGCCGAAUUGAAAAUAGACAAAUUAAAAUUGGAUGAGAAGGCAGUAAUUAAUAUAUGGGGAAGCUACAGUCGCCAGUCCCCGAACGAAGCCAAUGUGAAUCCAUUGGUACUGGACUUUACAUCAUUUAAUAAAGAUCCUGUCGAUGCCACCCUUCCCACUUCAUCUAUCUACUAUUGUGGAAAGAUGAUCAAUAAGAAUACAUUAGAAGCAUUUAAACAAACUAAUCCUGAAGUAUUCAUCGAGUCCUUGGGAAAGGAUGUUAUAGAAAGUAUUAAAGAUGGAUCUAGCUUAAAAGAGCCAUGGAGAUUGUCAUUGUUUCUAUUACUGGCUUAUUCGGAUUUAAAAAAGUAUAAAUUUUAUUAUUGGGUUGCUCAUCCUACUCCAUUAAAGUUACCUGAGAUGUACUAUGAAGAAAGUCCAAAGUCGAUCGACGAAGAAUUCACAUCUAUUCAAUCAGAAGACCUUAGUAAAGGCUUCCUCCAACUACAUGGCAGAUCAAUGAAUUAUUUUACAGUCUUAAUAUCUUGUGAAAAUAAUAUAAUUGUUAGUGACGUAGAAACAGGUGUAAAUUCAGUUGAAGGGAAAAAGGAAUCACAGGAGUACAACGAAGUUUACUUUGCUUUCUAUGAUCCUUGCACAAGCUCAGAACCAGGAUGGCCUUUACGCAAUCUCCUGAGCCUAUUGCUCUGGCAUUGUCCAAUGCAUUGUUUCACAAAAGUAAUUAAAGUAAUAUCUAUAAGAGGGAACAAGGCGCAGAGGAGUAUUGUCUACAAGCUCAGAGUUAAACAAUAUGAGAACACUAAUGAAAUCAGAGAUAGUUUAUUCAAUAGCCAUUUAGUAGGAUGGGAAAGUAAUACAAAUGGAAAAUUGGGUCCUAAUAUUGCUGACUUAUCGGAUACAAUGGAUCCAACUAGGCUGUCGGACAGAGCUAUUAACUUAAACUUAAAGUUAAUGAAGUGGCGGCUCGUCCCAAAUUUAGAUUUAGAAAAAAUAAGUAGUCUCAAAUGCCUCCUCUUAGGCGCCGGUACAUUGGGUUGUGCGGUGGCUAGAGUACUUUUAGGAUGGGGUGUGAGCAAUAUAACUUUUGUGGAUAACUCUAAUGUUUCUCAUAGUAACACCGUAAGGCAAAGUUUGUACAGUCAUCAGGACGCCGUGGAACAUAAAUUCAAAGCCCUCGCAGCUAAAGACGCGCUGCUGAGUAUUAGGCCGAACAUGACUGCAGAGGGGGUGGUUCUACAUAUUCCAAUGCCUGGUCACGUUUUGGGUAAAGGUAUGAUGGAGUCUACGCAAGAGUCGUUAGCAAAAUUGGAGGAACUCGUUGAAAGCAGCGAUGUUGUCUUCUUCCUAUUGGAUUCUAGAGAAGCUAGGUGGUUGCCCACUGUUCUAUGCGCAGCUAUGAACAAAAUUGCUAUUAAUGCAGCUUUAGGUUUCGAUUCGUUCACUGUACAGAGACACGGUACACGAAACACCACCAUCCCAUCCUCUCCAGAUUUGGACGUGAAAAAUCCUGAUGGUCCAGAUCUGGGUUGUUACUUCUGCAACGAUGUAACGCAGCCAGGGAAUUCGCAAACCGAUAGAACGCUGGACCAACAAUGUACCGUGAGCAGACCAGGAUUGUCUCAAAUCGCUGCCGGAUUGGCAGUGGAAUUGCUAGUAUCUGUGCUACAGCACCCCAAAGGGAUCGAAGCAGGAGCAUUAAUGGGUAACAACAGAGAAACUAUAAAUUCUAGUGACGCAGAAUUGGCUGGUCUGUUAGGAGGUGUGCCACACACGAUACGCGGUUCCCUGUGGAAUUAUGAAAUGCAGCUGACGAUAACGCACAGAUUUACGUGUUGUACAGCCUGUUCUCUACCAGUCGUCACAGAAUAUAAAAAUCGGGGCUUAUCGUUUGUUGUCGACGCGUGCAAUGUCCCAAAUUAUUUAGAGAAAUUGUCGGGACUAGAGCAUUUACUCAAAAGGCCUGAUUUGGACGAGCUUUGUUAUACUCUGGAUAAUUUAAGCGACGACGAUUGCGACGUCGAUCAGUUGAAAGAUGCACCUUGAAGACAAGCCAUGCGCGCCCGCAUAUUUUUAACUCGGAUAAAAAAUGAUACUUUUGUUACACAAAGUUCGAAGAACAUUUUACACAUCAAAUAACUGGAUUGAGCUACAUAAUCUAACGGUACCAGUAUUUAUGUAUCCAUGCAAUUGUAUUUUUAGGAGUGCAAUGCCGAACAUGGAUCCGAAUUUUAAUGUUCUUUAUAGAAAAUUGACGUUUGACAUAAGCGUACAUGUCAUUGUGACGUAUCAUCCUGAAAUCGUGAUUCAUUAUUACAAACAUGACCUUUGCGUAAAACUUUUAUAUGAAUUGCCGAUACAGAAUGUGGGAGAUUGUAAUUACUUUCUCAAUUUCGUUUUUAUCAAUGGAUCAUGGAAUGGAAAACAAAGAAAUAAAUCGUGUUAAAUAAAAUGUUUCGUUUGUCCGGUAUA
Molecule: messenger RNA, 9459 nt
Organism: Megalopta genalis
Lineage: Eukaryota; Metazoa; Arthropoda; Insecta; Hymenoptera; Halictidae
Source: RefSeq, a predicted model, not a curated record